CAACGGCAGAACAAUGAAAGAUUUGUGAUGAAAGGGCAAACACGAUUGGAUAAUCGAUAUGUUGUUCCUCACAAUCUAGAUAUUUUGAAGAAGUACAAAGCCCAUAUCAAUGUAGAAUGGUGCAAUAAGUCAAGCGCUAUCAAAUAUCUCUUCAAAUACAUUACAAAAGGAGUGGAUAGAGCAACAUUCAUAAUUCAGAAGGGAACUAGUGACAAUAUUCAAGGAUCUGGAAAUGGUUCUGAGCCAAAACCACGAAAUGAGAUAAAUGAGUAUCUCGAUUGUCGUUAUUUAUCAGCGUGUGAAGCCAUGUGGAGAAUAUUUAAAUUUAAUAUUCACCACCACAAUCCUGUCGUCCAACGACUACCGCUACACCUUCUUGGGGAGCAAUGCACAGUAUUUGGCGAAAAAGAGAAACUUCCAAGUGUUGAAAUUCGUUACGGACAUGGGAGGACGAUGUUUACAGAGUAUUUUGAAAUGAAUAAGAUAUGUGAAGUAGCCCGGAAGUUGAAAUAUGUGCAGAUGCCAUUAGAGUUUUUGUGGGAUAGUGACAACAAAAUGUACCGUAGACGAAAGCAACGGGGAAACGUGGGAAUGGUCGUAAACAUACACCCUACAGCAGGUGAUUUGUAUUAUCUCCGAAUCAUGCUCAACGAUGUCAAAGGUGCCACAAGUUUUGAUGAUUUGAAGACUGUUGGAGGUGUUCUUCAUGAAACUUUUAAAGCAGCAUGUUAUGCAAGAGGUUUGAUAGAUGGAGACAAAGAAUGGCAUGAAGCUAUGGAUGAAGCCUCACAAUGGGCAACAUCAUAUCUACUUAGAAGCCUAUUUGUCUUAAUUUUGAUAUAUUGUGAAGUUUCACAACCUCUAAAGGUAUGGAAUCACUGUUGGGAGUAUAUGGCAGAUGACAUACUACGAAAGCAACAAAGAGUUCUGAAUUUCCCUAUAUUAGAACUAAAACCGGAAGAAUUGAAGCAGUACACACUGAUCGAGAUUGAAACACUCCUACGCCAGCAUGAAAGGUCACUAACAGAUUAUCCAGAAAUGCCUCAGCCAGAGAAAACAAUAUUGGAAGAACUAAAGAACUCCUUACUUCAGCAAGAGUUUCAGUUCAACAUACAAAAGGAGAAAGCAUCACAUGAUGAAUUAUUCAGGAAGCUCAACCAUGAACAAAAAAAAGUUACGAUGAUGUGCUCAAGUCUGUGACAAAUAAAGAAGGCAAGUUAUUCUUUUUAUAUGGAGCUGGAGGUACAGGCAAAACAUUUCUGUAUAAGACUAUUAUCUCUGCUCUAAGAUCAAAAGGCAAAAGUGUGAUUCCAGUAGCAUCAUCAGCUAUUGCAGCUUUACUCCUACCAGGCGGCAGGACGGCACAUUCAAGGUUCAAGAUACCAAUCACGGUUCAUGAGGAUUCAAUUUGUGAAAUUAAAGCAGGAACAAUGCUAGCUCAGGUACUCAGUAAGGUGGAUCUUAUUAUUUGGGAUGAGGCACCUAUGGCACACCGCCAUACAUUUGAA
Molecule: messenger RNA, 1508 nt
Organism: Camelina sativa (false flax)
Lineage: Eukaryota; Viridiplantae; Streptophyta; Magnoliopsida; Brassicales; Brassicaceae
Source: RefSeq, a predicted model, not a curated record